This is a messenger RNA of Phascolarctos cinereus (koala), 942 nucleotides long. Its product is annotated as olfactory receptor 13D1-like. The record is from RefSeq and is a predicted model, not a curated record. Gene Ontology annotation, cellular component: membrane. Gene Ontology annotation, biological process: G protein-coupled receptor signaling pathway. Lineage: Eukaryota; Metazoa; Chordata; Mammalia; Diprotodontia; Phascolarctidae. Gene Ontology annotation, molecular function: G protein-coupled receptor activity; olfactory receptor activity.
AUGAACAAGGAGAAUUACACAGCUGUGACUGAGUUUUUUCUGGUAGGGCUUUCUCAUUACCCAGGCCUCCUGCUAGCUCUUUAUGUACUCUGCCUGGUGAUGUACCUGGUGAUCCUGUUGGGAAACAGCAUCCUCAUUAUCAUCAGCAUCCUGGAUCCCCACCUUCACACCCCUAUGUAUUUUUUCCUUGGGAACCUCUACUUUUUGGACAUCUGCUACACAUCCUCCUCUAUCCCUCAAAUGCUGAUAAAUGUUAUGUCUGAGAGAAAAACCAUCUCCUUCAUUGGGUGUGCCCUGCAGAUGGUUAUUUCUCUUGGACUGGGGUGCACAGAGUGCGUUCUCCUGGCAGUGAUGGCCUAUGACAGGUAUGUUGCCAUCUGCAAUCCCCUAAGAUACACCAUCAUCAUGAACAAGGGACUCUGUGCACAAGUGGCUGCUUGGACCUGGAUAACAGGAUUUCUGGUCUCUCUGGUACAAACUGUGCUUGCCCUUAUAAAGCCUUUCUGUGGAAAUAUCAUUGAUCAUCUUACUUGUGAAAUCCUGGCCCUUCUCAAGCUUCUCUGUGGAGACAUUUCCCUUAAUGUUUUUAUCAUGACAGUUGCAAGUAUUGUUAUUUUAAUUACUCCUCUGUUGCUGAUUUUCUUCUCCUAUAUCUUUAUCAUCUUCACCAUCCUGAGGAUCACCUCUAGUGAAGGGAGGAAGAAAGCCUUUUCUACUUGCUCAGCCCACCUGACCAUGGUGAUCUUGUUCUAUGGUUCAGCCCUUUUCAUAUACAUGAAGCCCAAGUCCAAGGACACUAAGACAUCUGAUGAGCUUAUCGGGCUGUCCUAUGGGGUCAUCACUCCAAUGCUAAAUCCCAUUAUCUACAGUCUAAGGAACAAGGAGGUAAAAAAUGCUAUGGAGAAAUUCUUCAUUAGAAAUCUGCACUUCAAGAGAAUGUGA